AUGGGAAGAUUAUUGUUCUUCUCUCUUCUUCUCUCACUUGUUCAUCUCUUCAAGUCGGCCAUUUCUGUGCAUGAGCAAGCUCUACCAACUCCACCAUUGCCGAUUCUGCCUCUCCCAUCAUAUUCUCAGUUAAAAUGGCAACAAAGAGAGAUCAUCAUGUUUAUCCACUUCGGUGUGAACACCUUCACGGACAGAGAACGGGGAGACGGCGAUGAAAGCCCACAAAUCUUCAACCCUUCAGGCCUCAACGCCGGCCAGUGGGCGACGGUCGCGGCAGAGGCCGGAGUUUCCUUGAUGAUCCUGACAGCCAAACACCAUGACGGGUUUUGCCUGUGGCCUUCAAACUACACUGAGCAUUCUGUGAUCGGAAGCCCCUGGAAAAAUGGCAAAGGAGAUGUUGUGAGAGAGUUUGUUAAUGAAGCUUCAGCAAAAGGAAUAGACGCAGGGCUUUAUCUUUCUCCGUGGGAUAGACAUGACUCCAGAUAUGGACAUGAUAUACCUUACAAUGAAUAUUAUUUAGCUCAGCUUCAGGAACUGCUCAAUAACUAUGGAGAAGUAAGGGAGAUAUGGUUUGAUGGAGCCAAGGAUCCAAAGGCGCAAAAUGUGUCGUACUACUUCACAGAAUGGUUCUCAAUGGUGAAAGAGUUGCAGAAAUCCAUAAACAUAUUUUCAGAUGCAGGUCCAGAUGUGAGGUGGGUGGGAGAUGAACAAGGCUAUGCAUCAGACACGUGUUGGUCUCUCAUCAACCGAACUUCUGUUUCCAUUGGAAAUCCUGACAUCACCCGCUACCUAAACACAGGUGAUCCCAAAGGAACGGACUGGGUUCCUGCAGAAUGCGAUGUGUCGAUUCGACCAGGAUGGUUUUGGCACAAGUCAGAAUCACCAAAAAGCCUAACUGAACUACUUGAUAUUUACUACAACUCAGUUGGUAGAAACUGCUUAUUGCUCCUCAACGUGCCUCCCAACACAACCGGCCUCAUAUCUGACAUUGAUGCCCAAAGGUUGAAGCAGUUUCACAGUGCAGUCGCCACAGUUUUCCAGAAGAACAUAGCAGAAGACAACUGCACUCUUAUAGUAAGCAGUCAAAGAGGAGGAAAAGAAGGUGGUUUUGGACCAGAAAACAUGAUAGACAGUGACCAUUUGUGGACAUACUGGGCUCCUGAAGAAGAAGGAAGCAGAAAGGAGCAUUGGGUUGAGAUAAGAGGGAAGAAUAAUGGGAGUGUGAGAUUCAAUGUGGUGAGGGUUCAGGAAGCGAUAGGACUUGGUCAGAGGAUCAAAGGGCAUGAGAUCUAUGUGGAUGGUGAAUUGGUGAUCAGAGGGACGACAGUGGGUUACAAGAGGCUUCACAGGCUUGAAGGUGGGCUGGUAAAUGCUCACGCUGUGAGGAUCAGAAUCACUGAGUCAAGAGGAUUGCCUCUCAUUUCCUCUAUUGGUCUCCACUUUGAUCCUUUCUGGCACUCUAAGUUCACUACUGGCUUCAAGAAACAAUGAUAAGUAAUAUGAAGCUUCUGAAGUAUACCGUAUACAUGUUAAUUUAUUACAUGAAAGAAG
Neltuma alba is the source of this 1551-nucleotide messenger RNA. RefSeq names its product alpha-L-fucosidase 1-like. The transcript has 3 exons. NCBI's taxonomy places the organism in Eukaryota, Viridiplantae, Streptophyta, Magnoliopsida, Fabales, Fabaceae. Gene Ontology annotation, cellular component: lysosome. Gene Ontology annotation, biological process: glycoside catabolic process; fucose metabolic process. The coding region runs from base 1 to 1491 and encodes 496 amino acids. Gene Ontology annotation, molecular function: alpha-L-fucosidase activity. The record is from RefSeq and is a predicted model, not a curated record.